This is a messenger RNA of Colletotrichum siamense, 798 nucleotides long. RefSeq lists its product as uncharacterized. The transcript has 2 exons. NCBI's taxonomy places the organism in Eukaryota, Fungi, Ascomycota, Sordariomycetes, Glomerellales, Glomerellaceae. The record is from RefSeq and is a predicted model, not a curated record. Bases 1 to 798 code for a protein of 265 amino acids.
AUGUCCUCCAACACAGACAACCAGAUGACAAGGUUUCUCUUCGCCAUCUUGAAACAGAAGAACUUGAAGGAUAUUGACUGGAAUGCCGUCGCCCAUGAUCCGAUACUGGCACAGCCCAUCACCAACGGCCAUGCUGCUCGCAUGAGAUACUCCCGCUUCCGUUCGGCGAUGCUAGGCCUCGAGCCUCAGAAGCGUAACCGCGCCGCCGUGAACAAGAACCGAGUUACCAAGUCGAAGAAGGAGCCGAAGCCGAAAAAGGAAGAGGACGACGACAACGACCGAGUGAAGCCAGAACCCGGGACAGCAGAGUCAGAAUCCCGCGCGAGGUCGCCCGUUAAGGUCAAGCAGGAGCACAACCAACCUCCCUACAGACAGCAGUUCACACCAGCAUCUAUGGCAUCACCUACUGCUCCUGAGUGUCAACCGACUUUCCAACCUCGACUUCUCACACCCUGCAGCGACGACAUGUUUUCAGCACCUCAAAAUCUGCAGUUCAGCCCCUCUGCUAACAUUAUGGGAGCCCACCCUACGUUCGACAUUCCGUCGAUUAUGCCUUGCGCCCACGACCAAGACCAGCAUCACCACGAGCACGAGCACAACUCUUGGGGGUCAAGUCCCAUCUACUCGGCGUUCGACGCCGCAUACGAUAUUGAAGGUUUCGGCAUGGGUGCUAUGUGUGAUCACCAGCACGGUCAGGGGCAUACCACCGAUCUCCACGGGUCACCAACGUUGGCAACCUUGAUGCCUGAACACAUGAACAUCAAGAACGAGCACUGGGAUGCUCAGUUCCACUCCUAA